UGAGCCUGGUGGUUAAUCUUUAUGAUACUCUUGACAGAGGAAACAGUGGAAGGUCUAGCAGCAGUACAGAGGUACAAUAUUAUCUAUUAAUUGGACUGUAGAUCACAUCACAAACAGUGUGCUGCCAGAGGCUGGAAGCUGCAAUGAAGAGCACGAGGACUGGACGGCUUAGUCUCCUGUGAAACACGGAGGAGAAAGGACUGUCUCCACCAGCCAGCCACAGUCUACAGUCGGAUUUACUUAAAACACAUGUUACUUUCAACAGUCACCUGACAUACUGCGAGGGUCCACAUUUGUCGCUAAGUUUUUAGCAGUGCGUAUAUGCUGACCGCCUGGAGGUAAAUCUACUCGUUCAAUUAUAUUUCUCUGGGGAAGAAGGUGGGAAAAGGAAAUCCUGAAAUGUGAAAACCAAACAAAUCGGAGAAAAAAUGAGCUAGGUGAUUGAUGCAGGAACCUCUUGUAAUCAGUUCCAGCGCUACAGAAGAAGACUUGAUUCCAAUAAUCUGGAAGGGUUGUUGCACAGUGCUGCUGCGGGACUUCCUAUUCCACUGCAAACUGUAAUUGGUUCCAAACCUGGAUAAAGCGUUGUGGAUUGAACUGAGACCUCGUUAGAUUUGGGCUGUGAAACAGCUGUAUCUGCAGAUUUUACAUCUGGCUGGGAAGAUUGUGAAGACUUGGCUUUAAGAAUGCAAAGGGAUUAAGAAUGGUCUUUUUGUAACCUGAAGGAGGUUGAUAGGUGUAUUAAGGAAGCGGAGCAGCAGGAUGCUCACAUAUGAGUGAAUGGGAAGGUGAUGCAGUUCUUGAAGGAGAUUAAAUCAAACCAAGCACACUGUGCCCAGAAGUAAAGAAGGAGAUUUUUACAGUGCAAUCUAAUACAAAUCUGAUUCACACCUGCUGGCUGGGAGUAAUAGAGGCUCCCACCUGGGACUAAUGCCAGUCAUUUCCCUUUUCAGAAAAGCAUCCAGCUGAAUGUUGAUAAGGUUCUAAGGAUGAGUAAGAGAUACACACAAAAAGCAACACAAAGGACACUGCUACUUGUUAUCUGCGUGAUAACCCUUUGGGGGAAAUCAGUAACAGCAGUAAGCCACCAUAAAGCUCACCAUGUCAAAACGGGAACCUGUGAGGUGGUGGCAAUACACAGAUGUUGCAACAAGAACAAGAUAGAAGAAAGGUCUCAGACAAUAAAGUGCUCCUGCUUUCCAGGACAAGUGGCAGGGACGACUCGUGCUGCCCCUUCCUGUGUUGAUGCCUCAAUUGUGGAGCAGAAAUGGUGGUGUCAAAUGCAUCCAUGCAUGGAUGGAGAGGAAUGUAAAGUCCUCCCAGAUCUCAAAGGCUGGAGCUGUGCUUCGGGAAAUAAAGUAAAAACAACUAAGGUAGCUCGAUAGUUCAAGAUCUGAAUGGCAAUCAGCAUCCUGAGAUUUUGAACUCGCUCCUAACCUGCUGCGGUUCCUCGGGAGCUGUGGGGGUUUUUUUGUACAUAAAAAUGGGUUUUCAUAACUUUGUCGUUUUAAUGAAGAAAUAUGCCUACAUUUGGAAUACAGAAGAAUAGCACAAGGAAAACAAGGACAGCUAGAGGAGAUUUUCAUUUAUGAAGACCUGCAGUGGAGUAAACAGCAAGCAGAUCUUCUCUUUAAAAAAUAACUAGGAGGUAAUAAGUAGGAGGUGAACAUAUGUGCUCUUUUGCAACCGAACAUGCUGUUAUGAAACAGUCAUCUCUGCCACGUGCUGGAAUACCGAGGAUAAUGUUAUUAAAAAAUGAAAUAAUGUUCUUUGCCACAGUAAAAGGUGAACAGGUUUAUUUGCUUUUAAAUGCGUUUUUCAAUACCGUGGGAUUGUCUUUGUUAUAUGAAGACGAUAAUGUUGAGUAGUGAUAACUGUUGACAGUCUAUGCCUAAAUAUAUGUAAAUUAUAUACAAAAUAUUCACAAGUCUUGGACUACCUAAUAAUGCCUUAAGUAAGGUAGUCCCAGAUUAGUGCUAAACAGGAUCUGUGAAAUCACCUGUGAGUUUUUAAAUGGUCUUUUCAUCUCUUAUCAGUUCCAUACCUUGUAAAUCGUGUGCAAUGCUGGUCCAUUUCUAGUAAAUUAGGUUAAAAAUAGAGAUGCCAACUUCUAGUAAACAGCAACGAACAGCACUGACAUUUCUAGGACGCAUUUAUGUUUCUGAACCUAAACUAUUUAGUGUUUAGUGAUGGUAUAACUUUUGGCAUUUUAAGAAGGACGUUAAAAAACAUUUUAGUUUAAAAAUAAAAUCACAGAACUCAAGUCAUAUUGAAUACUAAAUAAAAAGGAAACACCAAAUUAAUACUGUACAUGAAACCAAUUAACCCUCCUAUAAACCCAAUGUAACAUUAUUUCAAACACAUAUUCCUGGCAGAAGCUAAAACAAGACAGGGUAAUCAUUCAAAAGGAUUCUGUUUGUUUUGCAGAACCAUUUUGUUUUUCCAAUAAAUGUAUUUCAUGCAGGCUUCAGAUACUUGAAGUGAAGUCAAUAAGACAGGAAAGACUUCAGUGUGACAGGCCUAAUUCUACUCAGUUGCCCAUUCAAUUACAUUGUGGAAAUUCCAGCAACACAGUUUCAAACUUGGGUGUAAAACACUACUUUAAAUAUCUGUGACUAAUAAUUCUGACAUGAUACAUAAUUUCUUUAACACAUCAUAGUUAAAGAAAACUUUAUUAUAGUGUUAUUUGGUCUGGCAAGGAUCUGCAGGAAUAUGUUUGCAUUUAUGAGAUCCCUCUAAUCUAUUAUUUUAGCACCAGGCUCUGAUUAUAAACUGCUGAUGUUAGUUGAAGUUUAUGUCCCCUAAUAUAUACAUAUCGCAGGCUUUUGUUACUUCUUCUGCCAGAUGUGCUGCAGUGAUAGUACAUACUAUUUUUUAAAAACCCAGCACUGUCAUCAAAAUGUAUUUGUACUCAUUGUGAACCCAAUAAACCACAAUCAAGACGUUUGCUAGUGUACCUUUUUAGUUUAGAGUAUAUCUGACAUCAAAAGCACUCGCACCAACGUUGAAGGAAACAUGUCCAGGGCUGAACAAAAUUAUCCAGAUGUAUCUCAACUACUGUAGUUUUUAAAUGAUUGGAAUAUCAAAUUAUUCAACUUUUAUUUAAUUAAUUUUACUGAACGAUGAUGAGGAAGGCACUUGGAAAAGAGUUGAAGGCUAAUCGCUGGACUCAUUUGUUGCAGUACGUAUAUGGAAAGUUAACUUAACACUUCAACUUUUUUUAAACCUAGGCUGUCAUGUUUAAAGCUUAAAGUAUGCAUAUAAUUCUAAAUCAUGCUUUUGGAAUAUUUUUGUUUCAAUAAUAAAAAAAAAUAAAAAAAUAAAAAUCUCUUUGUCUAAAAACAAAAUGUAACUGCAAUGUAAUAUAAUGUAUUUAAACAUACAAUCGUCCCAUCUAUUGGAAAAAAAUGUAUUAUUUACAGUAAGUUAAUGUUGUCCAAAGAGGUGAAUAAAAUUGUGAUACAAAAGA
Acipenser ruthenus (sterlet) is the source of this 3469-nucleotide messenger RNA. Its product is annotated as chemokine-like protein TAFA-2. Gene Ontology annotation, molecular function: receptor ligand activity. The record is from RefSeq and is a predicted model, not a curated record. The transcript has 7 exons. The coding region runs from base 990 to 1385 and encodes 131 amino acids. Lineage: Eukaryota; Metazoa; Chordata; Actinopteri; Acipenseriformes; Acipenseridae.